ACCAGCUAUCUUCAUUUAAAACUAUAGUCAUUGGUUCAAAGUUCAAAUUUUAAAAAUAAUUUUAUUUCUUAUUUCUGACCUGCAUCUCGUCUGGUUGAAAGAAAGUUUCCGCUGACCUAUGGAUUCGGACUCUGCAUCUUCUCUUUCCAGCACGUACAGUCUCUUUCAUGAAAAACCUCAAGGGGAUUUAGGGUUAGGGUUCCUCAGAGCCCCAGAAAAACCUAUCUCUAGACCACCUUCUUCCCAAGAAGUCAUUUCCUCGCAGGCUUCACCCAAUGCUAACUUUAAAGCGGAGCCGCUGAAUGUGGAUGGAUGUACUUUGCUAAAGGGAAGAGUGAGCACAAAGGAUGUCUUUGGGAUGUCCGAUUCAGAUUUAGUCCCAGGGAAGUAUGAAGGAGGGCUCAAACUUUGGGAAGGUUCAUUAGAUCUUGUGAAAACUCUCAACACAGAAAUAAAAGAGAAAACGCUGUCAUUCGCUGGAAAGAGAGUUUUAGAGCUUGGGUGUGGUCAUGGACUGCCUGGGAUAUUUGCUAUCUCGCAGGGGGCUGCUGCUGUGCACUUCCAGGAUUUUAAUGCUGAGGUCUUGCAGCACCUCACCAUUCCAAAUGUAAAAGCCAACACCCAGCAGAUGGCUUUAUCAUCAGAAAAAUGCAAUUCUGAGACCGAACUGCGUUACUUUGCAGGGGACUGGAGUGACGUUCAUUGUGUUCUACCACACGUACUUCCUGAUGAUAAUGUGGGCCAAACUGUUGAAGGCACUGCUGGUUAUGACAUAAUUCUCAUGGCUGAAACAGUUUAUUCGAUUUCCUCACUCCCCAGUCUCUAUAAACUUGUCAAAAAGUGCACUUCUAGUCUCCAUGGAGUAGUCUAUGUAUCUGCUAAGAAACAUUAUUUUGGAGUUGGCGGUGGAUCAAGACGAUUUGUUUCCAUGGUGGAGAAAGAUGGUGUUUUUGGAGCUGUUCUUGUAGCCGAGGUUGCAGAUGGUUCAUCUAACGUUCGAGAGGUGUGGAAGCUUCAUUUCAAGUGAAACCGAACUUGAAUGUUUUUAAUUGGGGGAAUGUUGGAGGUCAAAAUAUUUGGUUUACCUCUUAUUUCCUACUAGAGCUCGAAUGAUUCAACUCUGGCAUCUUUCUCAAGUAUCUUGUCCAUUCUAUGACUGCUGCCUCUUGAUUUUCACUUCAUAUUUUCGAACAGAUGAACUUAGAGGCAUUUUCAAAAUUAGAAUUUUUUUAAGCAACUCCUGGAAAAAUUGUCUUUGAAAAGAACACCUUAUCUUGUUAGU
Cuscuta campestris is the source of this 1282-nucleotide messenger RNA. NCBI's taxonomy places the organism in Eukaryota, Viridiplantae, Streptophyta, Magnoliopsida, Solanales, Convolvulaceae. The record is from the annotation of a GenBank genome assembly.